GGCUCGUCCCCGGAAGUCCCGGGUGGUUAACAUCGCACCCGGAAGUGAAGGGGCUUCCCGACUCCGGCGGCGGGAGUGGCCGUGUCGGGUGUCCCGCUCUCCCAGGAAGAAACUACCGAGUCCGGGCAGUGCUGCGGAUUGUGCUUCCAGCCUCUGGCCCGCCUGACCAUGGCCCUUUCCGUGGAGACUGAGUCACACAUCUACCGAGUUCUGCGCACUGCCUCUGGGGCCGCUGCUCACCUACUGGCCUUCGGAUUCACCAUCUUUGUGGCUGUGCUUGCCAGGCCUGGCUCCAGUCUGUUCUCCUGGCACCCUGUGCUUAUGUCUCUGGCUUUCUCUUUCCUGAUGACUGAAGCAUUGUUGGUAUUCUCUCCUGAGAGUUCUCUGCUUCGCUCCCUCUCGAGGAAAGGCCGGACACGUUGCCACUGGGUGCUGCAGCUGCUGGCCCUGCUGUGUGCUCUGCUGGGCUUCAGUCUUGUCAUCCUCCACAAGGAACAACUUGGCAAAGCCCACCUGGCUACCUGGCACGGGCGGGCAGGGCUGCUAGCUGUGCUGUGGGCAGGGCUGCAGUGCUCAGGUGGGGUGGGGCUGCUCUAUCCCAAACUGCUGCCCCGGUUGCCCUUGGCCAAGCUCAAGCUGUACCACGCCACUUCUGGGCUGGUGGGUUACCUUCUGGGUAGUGCCAGCCUCCUACUGGGUAUGUGCUCAUUCUGGUUUACCACCACGGUUACCGGCGGGGUAUGGUACCUGGCGGUGCUAUGCCCUGUCAUUACCAGUCUGGUCAUCAUGAACCAGGUGAGCAAUGCCUACCUUUACCGCAAAAGGAUGCAGCCAUGAACUCUUCCCAGCCUACAAGAAGCUUGGAUUCGCCCCGCGGUGUAGGAGCUGAGGCUGGAUCCUCCUGGACUUCUGGCUGACUCGGUCACGGGGAUGUCUCGGGCACUGACUCGGGCAGGAGUCCCGCGUGUGACUUGCUUGCUCGCUCAUGCUGGGGCGCCUCCCCUUUCUCUACCUCUGUUGCCCCAGAGGAACAUAGGGAUCGUGUUUGGAUAAAAGUGGGGUUGCAAGACUGCCCCCAGAAACUUAAUCCACACUUCUGUCCAGAAAUUACAGGGGAGGGAAAAAAAAAUCAAAUAAAGUGAAAUAUUGGGUGAGAAAAAAAAAAACCUAGAUGGAGGUGUUCUCUGGAGGGGCUAGUUCUCCUUAUGUGUCCUUCUGAUCUAGCUGC
Messenger RNA from Erinaceus europaeus (western European hedgehog), 1228 nucleotides. RefSeq names its product transmembrane reductase CYB561D2. Gene Ontology annotation, cellular component: endoplasmic reticulum. Gene Ontology annotation, molecular function: transmembrane monodehydroascorbate reductase activity. The record is from RefSeq and is a predicted model, not a curated record. Bases 169 to 837 code for a protein of 222 amino acids. NCBI's taxonomy places the organism in Eukaryota, Metazoa, Chordata, Mammalia, Eulipotyphla, Erinaceidae. The transcript is spliced from 4 exons.